GAAGGCUGCCCGACGUGCCUUACUGCGCAAUCCCUUCAUACAGCUGCAGGGAAUAUAUGUCCAGCACUGCGCGCUCCGCGCUUCCACCCGCACAGUCCACUAUGGAACGGAAAGGGGAUGACUGGCACAGGACCGAAGGAGAAAGAAGGCACCACAAGUCCCAGGAUGACGGGUUACAGGAGCAAGAUGCUGUAUAUUCUGGAGAAGCCCCAGAUGCGAGGCGAGGAGGAGCGGCUUCGAACUUUUGAAAACUGGCGGAGGGACACACCAGUCACCGCGGGCAACCUGGCCAGAGCGGGAUUCUAUUUUCUGGGGCCCGAGGAUAAGGUUCAGUGCUUCUGUUGCGGAGGGAUCCUGCGGUACUGGGUCCAUGGGGACAGUCCGAUCGUCGAACACAAGAGGCACUUCCCCACCUGUAGUUUCGUGCUGGGUAGAGCGGUUGGGAAUAUCCCGCUGUUUGUCGUUUCCAGGUCACCUUCUGACUCCGUGGACGGCCAGCUGUUGAGCCAGCUCCAGAGGAUGACCGUGGAAGACCAGGGAACGGCCGGGCAGGCUGUCUACCCUGAGAUGGAGUUAGAGGAAUCCAGGCUCACCACCUUUCACAACUGGCCCACGGGUGCUGCUGUCCAGCCCAAUGUUCUGUCGAGGGCAGGAUUCUUCUACACAGGCCACGGUGACAACGUGAAAUGCUUUUACUGCGACGGAGGGCUGAGGAACUGGGAACCUGGAGAUGACCCCUGGCAGGAGCACGCCAAGUGGUUCCCGCGAUGUGACUUCCUGGUCCAGACGAGAGGACGUGACUAUGUCAGCAAUAUCCGGGCUACCCACUUCCACAGAGAGACUGUGGGUGGAUCACAGACACCGGUGUCGGAAGAAAUUACUUCAGAAAAUGACGUGGUGGGUGGUCUGGGCACACCCUCAGUCAUGCUCUCUCCUGUGGUCCAGACCGUGCUCCAGAUGGGGUUUGAGGCUGGCCUAGUGGAGAGUCUGGUCCAGACCAAGUACCUGCUGACCGGCCAGCACUACACCUCCGUGUCGGACCUGGUCACUGACGUACUGGCUGCUGAGGAGGAGGACCGGACCAGAGGGCUGCAGAGCAGAGUCCAGGAGCCGGUGGAGAGACAGGGGCCCAGUGCAGGAGGGGUCAGAACACAGACACCCAUCAGAGAAAAAGCAGUGGGAGACUCCACCCCUGAGGAGCUCCUGCGUCAGCUGCAGGAGGAGCGAACAUGUAAGGUGUGUAUGGACAAGCUGGUAUCCAUCGUCUUCAUCCCCUGUGGUCACCUGGUGGUGUGUAGUGACUGUGCUGCCAGCCUGCGUCACUGCCCCAUCUGCAGAGCCACCAUCAGAGGCAGCGUCCGAGCAUUCAUGUCCUGAGAGCCACAUUCAAGUACAAGACCCUUGUGCUUUUGUUUGCCUUUGACAAAUGAAGACAGAUUCUACAACCCCUCUGGGCGGCUCAUCUUUCUAUAGGUGCUGUGAGCAUUUUGUGAAAAUGUCUCCUGGAUUUUAGAUGCCUGACAGAUCUGACCCAUUCUGCUAACCUCAACACUGCUCUGCUGUUGAUUUGCCCUGCUCAAAAUAACCACCAAAAUCAAAAUGGCUUCUUUUUGGCUGGAGAAGAUGUUGUUGAAUAUAUUUAUUUGAAUACAGUAAACACAUUGGCAAUAUCAUUAUUGGUGUUUACAGAGAUCAACUGGGAGAGCAAGCGUAUCAGUCCAACUGCACAUCAGAUUACAGUUUGUACAAAUACUAUGAAUAAUCCCUAAAACAAAUGACACAGAAUCGGUUUAUUAAAAGUACACAUCAUUUGGCCUUCCGAGUGGCGCAGCGGUCUUAGGCACUGCAUCGCAGUGCUUGAGGCGUCACUACAGACCCGGGUUCAACCUGGAGACCCAUAAGGUGGCGCACAAUUGGCCCAGCAUCGUCCGGGUUAGGGGAGGGUUUGGCCGUCCUUGUCCCAUCGCACUCUAGCGACUCCUGUGGCGGGCCGGGCGCAGUGCACGCUGACAUGGUCGCCAGUUGUACUGUGUUUCCUCCGACACAUUGGUGUGGCUGGUUUCCGGGUUGGGCGAGCAGUGUGUCAAGAAACAAUGUGGCGUGGCAGGGUCGUAUUUCGAAGGACGCACGGCUCUCGACCUUUGCCUCUCCCGAGUCCGUACGGGAGUUGCAGCGAUGGGACAAGACUGUAACUACCAAUUGGAUACCACGAACUUGGGGAGAAAAAGGGCAACAACAAAAAAAAGUACAACAUUUGUUUAUUAACAAACUGAUAUUUACACUAUUGAACACAGCACAGGUUUGGACAAAUAUGAUUACAUAAUUGAGUCACAUGAAGAGGACUACAGAGGACGUAAAAUAAAGACAAAAAGCUUUCCCCCCCACUUUUCCAUACAAAGAAAAACAAUUAUCUACAAAGUGGACUUUUUUUUCCAGUGGUAUCCAUCACACGACCACAAUAGGCUCCAACUAACUAAUGUAACUAAUGUCAGGCUUCCAUUCCCUGUUGCAGAGGCUGUUUUGCAUUGAAAGGAACAAAGCUGUUCCUAUAAAUGAACUGAUUUUAGGUGUCCAAAGAUAUUUAUCAAGACAUAAUGUGCAGUGUGUUCACCGUUGGUAAUGAUCCUGACUACAGUUAAUAAAGUGUAUCUACUCCUUUGUUCAGAAGUAUUGACAGGCAGCCACGGCUUGGUAUUGAUAAGCUUGGGGUUUAUUCAUCGGAGUGCAACAGAGUAUUACAGAUAGAAAUGUAAUGCAUAGAGCUGGCAUUAUCUAUGACAGAAUGACGUCUAUUGCACAAUACAUGUAUAUCUGAAUCUUCUGUAACAUUGCACUGUCCUGAAAUUGUACAUUUACACCUCAAAUUAUACCUUAUUCCCUAUAUAGUGCACUACUUCAGGAUAUCAUUUGGAACACGGCCCGUAGUUUACAAUCAUUAUUCUGUGCGCCAUCACUGAAGCCCCUACCACUGUUCUGCAAAAGCAUUCAUCUGAAGCCAAUAUCAGUUGAGAGACAGCUAUGAUGUUAAUAUCAGCUCAGAAGCCUCUCUAUCAAGCCCACAAGGGGAUAAGGUGUUGAUCAGGUGCUGGAAACACGAGACCGAACCAAAUUCCAGUCUCCAUAUGUCCCGUGUUCAAGGCUCUUUUUGAUGAAGUGGGAAACAAGCUUUGAUUUAAUAACGAGGGUAUUCAUCACAUUCAUGCCACAGCAGAUUGCAUCGAGACAAACGAUACAAAUAAAUACAAAAUAAAUGUAGAGGCUUCAGUCGGAACAGAGAAAUACAUUUGUUCUUCUGGAACGGCGUCAAGUAUAAGACUGAGUGGAUAACACGGCGAUAAAGAAGUAUACUGUGAGAUAUAGGCAUACAUACAUGCAGAGUAGUACACUGGACCCUCCUAUGGUGUCCAGUAGGCCAAUGGAAAAUAACCUAAACUGUGUAUUAUAUCUUAUCAAUAAACAGUAUGCCAUGAAACCCUA
This is a messenger RNA of Salvelinus fontinalis (brook trout), 3477 nucleotides long. Its product is annotated as baculoviral IAP repeat-containing protein 7-like. Gene Ontology annotation, cellular component: nucleus; cytoplasm. The transcript has 8 exons. Gene Ontology annotation, biological process: positive regulation of protein ubiquitination; regulation of cell cycle; negative regulation of apoptotic process. The record is from RefSeq and is a predicted model, not a curated record. Gene Ontology annotation, molecular function: ubiquitin protein ligase activity; cysteine-type endopeptidase inhibitor activity involved in apoptotic process. NCBI's taxonomy places the organism in Eukaryota, Metazoa, Chordata, Actinopteri, Salmoniformes, Salmonidae. The coding region runs from base 118 to 1377 and encodes 419 amino acids.